This is a messenger RNA of Bombina bombina (fire-bellied toad), 5547 nucleotides long. It is a transcript of the gene DLEC1, whose product is annotated as DLEC1 cilia and flagella associated protein. Gene Ontology annotation, biological process: negative regulation of cell population proliferation. NCBI's taxonomy places the organism in Eukaryota, Metazoa, Chordata, Amphibia, Anura, Bombinatoridae. The record is from RefSeq and is a predicted model, not a curated record.
AUGUCUGCGGCAGAGCUGUUCCAAGAGGUCACACUCUCCCGGGAACCUGCUAUGUUCAGACCAAGACCGUCAUCUGAAAGGACCCAGGAUAUUUCCCAUUUGCUGACAAGUCUAUUUAAAGACUUAUAUACUGGUGAAGUCAUUGGAAAAGACACUGGAUCCAACCUGAUACGGUCCAAAGGAGGAGACCCUUACCACCAGAAGUUUGUGGAAGAUCUGCAGAGGAUACGCAGUGAGUAUGACCAGCGUAUGGCUGCGGCUGACAUGGUAGAGAAACACAUAAUCGAGGCUCGAGCACGAGCUACUGCAGAAGAAGAAAGAGAGCUAAACGCACUGAAAACAGAAGCAGGAGACAAAUUUCAUAACCUUGGGUUGCCCCCAGUUGAUUCAUACUUCAGAUGGUGUGUGGACAAUGAUAUUAUAAGGAAGUGUAAACUGGUUUGUCCUGAAGAUUAUAUAACUGACACAUGUCCGGUCACCAAAAGCGCCAGAAGAAAUUCUGAUCAUACUUUGUUCAAAAGAGACAUUAGUUUUCAUAAGCAUGUUUCAAAGAGUCCAGUAGAUGAUGGAUACACAGAAUAUCCAUCUCCAGAAGGACCGCUGAACAAUUUUGUAGAAUCUUCUAUAACCAACUUAACGUUGUCAUCAACUGAAGAGAUGGAAGACCAGAGAAAGAAGAAAUCAAGAAAGAAAUCAACACAACUAAAGAAGAAGCAGGAGGCUACUGUACGAGCUAGUGAGAAGGAAGUCGUACUGCUGGCUCAGCUAGAAAACCGACACAGCUUCCUAAAGAAUCCACGCUUUUUCCCACCAAACAGCGUUCCUGGGGGUUUAUGCAGUGCCCUGUUACAGCUUGCACCCAUAUUAUACACUGUGUGUGCUGGACUUUCCUUUAUUUUCACACUAGCAGUUGCAGGAAAUAAUGAUGCAGUAUCUGCUGCAGUGAUCACAGUAGUGGCCGGUCAUUGUGGAAGUGAGGACAUGCAAGGGAUGUGGACAGGACUGUGGAAUCCGCAUGAGCCAGUGCCCGUGUUUCUUGCUAAUCCACCCGUCAUUUUCUUUCCAGACUAUGAGGUUGGACAGAUCUAUGAGACGACCGUAGAACUGAGGAAUAUGACUGCGUCCAGUCGUCAUGUUAGAGUCAUCCCUCCAUCUACUCCAUAUUUCUCCAUUGGCCUGGGGAAAUUCCCUGGGCCUGGAGGGAUUGUGGCUCCUGGUAUGAGCUGUCAUUACACAGUGCGAUUUAUCCCUGACUGUCUUGCGGAUUUUGAGGAUUUUAUCCUGGUGGAGUCUCAAGCACCAUAUCCUGUCCUUAUACCUAUUGAAGCUAGACGCCAACCACCAAUAUUAACACUACCAGAUUCUUUGGACUGUGGACCAUGCUUAAUUGGAGGAGUGAAGCUUCUGGAGUUUAUAUGCAGAAAUGAAGGACUAAGUCGUGGAAGGUUCUGUAUGAUGCCCAAAAGUGCCUGGCCCCCAGCAAAUUUUAGGAGUGUAGCUACCACAGGGUUUGUGGAACAAGCACCAUUUGGAAUUCGUCCUGCUGUUUUUGAAUUAUAUCCUGGCCAAGAAACUGUUAUCGAGGUUGUUUUUUUCCCAAAUUCUCCUGAAACGUUCACCCAAGUUUUUACCAUUGUGUGUGAUAACUGUCAAGUCAAGGAUGUGACAAUAACAGGACUUGGACAACUUGUUGGUCUUGAGCUGGUGUCUGUGAGUCAUGGUUUAGAGAACAGACCUAUGCUUUUGGGAACUUCAGAUGUAGCUACAGGUCAUUUGAUCCAGUUUGGUCCAGCAAAUGUGUGUUCCACAGUACAGAAAUGUGUUACUAUAAGAAACGCCACACACGUGGAACUCCCUUUUUAUUGGCAGAUAAUGAAACCUGAUUCACAAGACUCAUUACUAGAAGAACAGGAACACGAGACAAUCAAACUAUUCCCAGACACAAACACAGCAUUUACCUUAAGUCCUGCAGAAGGCGUUCUUCGCCCGUAUCAUGACCAUAUUUUCACAGUAACUUAUAGUCCCACGGAGCUGAAGGAUUAUCACAAUAUUGCUCAUAUGAUAUUAAGAAACAUCCCUGAACCUCCCAGUGCAGGAAAGCAGCCAAAAAACCUUGCAGAAUUAGACCUUAUGAUUUCUGAUGUUAUUGUUAUGGACCUGGAUUUGAGAGGAGCCACUGAGCCAUUUAAUAUACUAUUGGAGCCAUAUGCCAUCUUCUUUCCUGGAGAAAAUUUCAUUAAUACAACUAUGAGAAAACAGUUUAAGAUGUGGAAUAACAGCAUAAAUUGUGUUCAUUAUACGUGGGAAAAUAUUGCAUCUGGUCACAUCAUUCAGAUUGAGCCCAGCACUGGAUACAUCGAGCCAAAUACAUUCUGUGAAUUUGAGUUGUGCGUCACUGGAGGUCAGAGUGGAUUUAUCAGCCAGAAAGUAAACUGUUAUAUCCGACAUUCCCCAGAGCCAAUUGUGUUACAUAUGGAAGCUACUUUUAAGGGGCCAGUUGUUUCUAUGGAAGUUCCAUCACUUGACUUUGGCCUGAUAAAGCUGGGUAAUAAAUCUAUCAGUGUAUUCACAAUUCAAAACAAGAGUCCAUUGCCAGCAAAUUGGAGUAUGUACGAGAGCAGAGCCUGCCUUGCAGAGACACACAGAGAGGUGUCACAGUUAUUUGUCCAUCCAGACAGCGGCAAGUUGCCACCCUUGGGCUCUGCCACGGUGUCUGUCAUAUUUCAGCCAUUGGUUUGUCAGAGGCUGCAGACAGUGUUGGAUCUGGAAAUAGAACAAGGAGAAAGGAGCCAUCUGCCUGUGACGGCCGACGUACAGAUACCCCAGGUGUGCCUGCUGUGUGCUGUCCUCCAGUUUACUGAUGUCUAUGUUGAUGUCCCAACUCAAUCAACUGUAAAGAUAUUUAACCAAGGAAAGCUGCCAGCAAAGUUUUCCUGGGGAGAGCUGCUUGGAGCUCACUCUAAUUCCUGCUCAGCCUCUAUAACCCCUGCAAGUGGCAUGUUGGGACCAAAUGAAGAGGCAGAGCUGUGUGUACAUCUGACCGCACACACACUGGAUGAGUUAAGUGAUAUUUCCCUCUGCUGCACUGUUGAAGACAUGAAGGAACCUCUAGUACUGAAUAUGAGAGUAAAAGCCAAUGGACUACACGUCUCCUACUGUGUGCCUGGUGAAGAAGAGAAGUUCAACCAGUUGUGCCCUUCCUCAGGACAGGAACUGCUGCUGGAUUUCGGAUCAGAGGUUUUGCUAAAUAGCACAGUACAACGGAAACUGAUUAUCACAAAUCAUUCUGGAAUUCCAGCCCCAUUUUCAUUGGAGGCUGCUUAUUUUACUGGGUCCUCUGGUCAAAGAGUGCAUGAAAACAAAAGUUCUACAAGAUCACUGAUACAUAAGUCUUCUCGAUUCACAGCCCAGGCAGCUAACAAGGCCCAAGCAGAAUAUAAAUCUUCAGUACUCGCACAUGGCAAGGGCGCAGCAUUUAUUCCUCAGCCUGCAUCUGGGACCCUAGGAGCUUUCCAGAGGUUGGAAAUCAGAGUCUCUGCUUAUAGCAACAUGUGGGGAGUGUACAGUGAUGAGCUGGUUUGUAGGGUUGGUAACCUCAAACCUAAAAGAAUUCCCAUCAAGAUGACUGUUGUCGGUUGCCCAAUUUAUUUCCAAAUGACAGGUCCAAGGGCGGAUCGGCAGACACAAGGGCCUAUAAUAAGGUUUGGCACUCAUGUAUCUGGCGGAGACACCAUAUCCCGGUAUUUGCGGAUAAAUAAUACAAGCCCUUGUGAUAUUCGUAUAGACUGGGAGACCUACAAUAAGGAAAAAGACUCCAAGCUUCUGGACCUUGUAGUGUUGUACGGAGAACCAUUUCCAUUAAAAGACAUUGAUGGAAAUGAAAUUGAUGAAUCUAGGAUGGAUUUGCAAGACAGCAAAGAUUCAUCUGAAAACUGGGAUAAAAUCCCCAGUACAUCAGGGACCAGGUCAACUGUGCUGAGCCGGACUAAUAAUGUAAAAAAUGUGGACCAGAGUGAAGAUGAUGAUGAAGAAGAAGAAAGUAAAGAUGAGAGUCGAAGUGAAAGUUUAUUAAGUCCUGAAAAUAAAUUGAUCUCCGUCAUUCUGCGAACCCAUGAUGGCAUUGCCUCAGAUUACCCAUACUGCAUCACUCCAAGACAGACAAUUGUUCCUGCUGGUGGCAGUUGCUCCAUUCAUGUGUCCUUCACCCCGUUGAUGUUGUCUGGGGUCACUAAUAAGGUUGAAUGCAGCGGUUACGCUUUGGGCUUCAUGAGCUUAGAUGAUAAGUUUGCACAGUUGGUUUCUGGGAAAGUGAAGCGCCCGAAUGGGUAUGGAGUGGAGCCAAUAAGAGUGGAACUCCAGUCAUUUGUGAAGCCAGCUCUGCUAACCGUGGAAGUGGAAGGCGAUGACAGUGAGGGUCUGGUGUUUUAUACUGCAGCAAGUGACCUGAUACCUAACGGGCAGACAUCUCAAAUUUUGACAGAGUUGGCCACUACUCGAAACCUGAAGCUUAUAAACUCUACAGAGACUCCUCUAUAUUUCCGCCUGCUGUUAUCAAAACCUUUCUCUGUGUCUACUGUUGAUCUAAACAAGAGCAUCAAGACAUCCCAUAGUGAUCGUGAAGAACAGGGGGAUGAGCUGGUGCUUUAUCCACAGCAAAACCUACUGGUAAAAGUCUCAUUCUGUACGACACUGGAAUUGCUGACAUAUCAGCGUCUGCCGGCUGAACAGAUGCUGCCUGGGGUUCAGCUUCUACACUCUGAGACUGGAGAAAGGAAACUGCGUUUUACUCAGAAUCUAGUUAUUGAAUACAGUAAUAAAGGUACCCAGCACGUGCCCCUUCAAGCAUACAUCACAGUCCCGGUCUUACAGCUGUCCUGCCAGACUGUUGACUUUGGUACUUGCUUUGUGGGACAAACCAAAUCCCAAGAGGUCUGCUUGUUGAAUAAAAGUGGAUCAAGAAGCUAUUGGAUGGCAUUGCUGGACAAAGAAGAGCGACACAGUGACCAGGAGAUAUUUUCCAUUUCACCCAGCAGCGGAAUUCUUGGUGCACAUCUGAACCUUACCUCUGCCAGCAAAGAAUCUAUACAAAUCACAUUCACUGCAAGGACCAGUACAGAGUAUGAGACCACUGUAGUCAUUCAUGGACUACUGGGAGAGGAACCCCUGGAACUUAAAUUAAAAGGAUGCGGCUCUAAUGAUGAAAGAUAUGAAGCUUUACACAGUGAUUAGACCAGAGAUACCUUUGUUUAAUGUACAAAAUAUAUUAAAUUAUUUUAUACCUUGUGACCCAUCAUUUACCUUUUCAAAUCUAUUUGUCAUAUUCAAUCAGAGCACUAAAAUAAAACAAUAAAAUGAUAUACAUCAAUCAUAUACAAAAUAUGUAAAAAAACACACAGAUCAUUUAAUGGCAUUAGAGAUCCCCAGAAGCAGAAAGUUCACAUAGGGCUUUACCUGGCAACAUCCAAGAAGAUAUGAUAAAUAUGCUUAAGGUUUUUCUAGAAAUAUGACCCAGAACUGCUCUGAAAUAAAAAAAAUUCUGCUAACAAA